Molecule: messenger RNA, 1872 nt
Organism: Argiope bruennichi
Lineage: Eukaryota; Metazoa; Arthropoda; Arachnida; Araneae; Araneidae
Product: tRNA 2'-phosphotransferase 1-like
Exons: 1
Coding region: 209-835 (208 amino acids)
Biological process (GO): tRNA splicing, via endonucleolytic cleavage and ligation
Molecular function (GO): tRNA 2'-phosphotransferase activity
Source: RefSeq, a predicted model, not a curated record
AACUUCUCUCUCAGCAUUUAGUUUAUUUACACUUUGAAGAAAGUGCAUGUUCAAAUAAAAGAAAAGAUUACUGCUUAAGUCUUGUUUUUCUAGCUGCAUAAAUUAGUAAUGUUUUAAAUUUAUUCGACAGUUAAAAGCAUGGAUAACAUAAAAACUGAUGUAAAUUUGUGAUUUUAUAGUUAUUUAUCUCUGAACUUAUUUUGUACUUAUGGAAAACGUAAACAAGCAAAGAGAUAUUAAUCUUUCAAAAUCGCUAUCAUGGUUAUUAAGGCAUGGUGCCGAAUCUCAAGGUUUGAUUUUGGAUGAGGGUGGUUUCAUUGAUGUUCAAAAGAUAUUAAAUCUAAAACAGUUCAAAAAUUUCACUGUAGACGAUAUCAAAAGAGUCGUCGUACAAAACGAUAAGAAAAGGUUUACUUUACGCUGCAAAGAAAAUGAAAAUUGUUUACAGAUAAGAGCUAAUCAAGGGCAUACCUUGAAAGUUGAUGACGAUGCGCUGUUAAAUUUACUUACUGAAGAAAACGUGCCUCAUGUUGUUUAUCAUGGUACUUAUCUGUCAAAACUGAAAAACAUCAAACAGAAAGGUUUAAGUCGAAUGAAACGGAAUCACAUUCAUUUUAUAUCAAAAUUUCCUGGUGAGGGUUCAGUCAUCAGUGGAAUGCGUUCAAAUUGUGAAGUUGUUAUAUGCAUUGACACACUCAGGGCUAUGAAAGAUGGUUUUAAGUUUUAUAAAUCUGAUAAUGAAGUAAUAUUAUGUCCAGGUGAUAAUAAUGGCUUAAUACCACUAAACUAUUUUAAGGAAAUAUGGCAACUAUCACCAUUGCAAAGACUUGAUUGAUAUAAACAUUUUGUGAUAGAUUUUAAUGGAUUGUUGAAAUUUUAUUAAUGUAAUUAUAUGUUGUUUAUAAAAUUGUUGAAUUUAUGUUAUAUUCCUUUAUUUCAUUGUUAAAUAUAGUAUAAAUAAAGUAACAUAAAAAAAAACGAAAUUUUGUAAAAAUUUAAGUUUAUAUUUUUAAAAAAAUGUGCAAAAUCAUUCUGAUGAAUGGUGGAAUGUUUCCUGUUUAUCAUUAAGUUAUCUCAUUCUGUAACUGAAAUAUUUUGCAGUUUGAGAAUGUUUUAGUUUAACUAACAGAUUUUUAUUACAAGUUUUAUUUAUGAAAAAUAUUUACAUUUCAGAAGAAGCAAGAUGACAAACUAUUUUUCUUUAUAUUUUGGGGGUUUUUUAGACAGUGCCAUUAGUACUAUUUAAAUUUUUUUAUGUAAGGAAAUAUGUAAAAAUAUGCACCAUAGAUGGGUAACAAAAGAAAAUGAAUAUAUGUGUUUGCUGCAAACUAUAAGUAAAUUUUAUUCAUGGUAUAAUACUUUUCUGUAACCUCUAAUUGUCAUCAUUGAUUUUAUUUAAAGCAAAUAGCAUUGAAGUUAAGUAUUGUUUGCCCUCCUAUAAUAUUUGAUUUUAGAAAGUUUUUUUAAUUAACUAUUGUUUUGUCAAUGAAGCAUCCCUUAUAACUAGCACCAGGAAAUCCAUACCCCUUCCUCUCUCUUCAUUUGUUGUUCCACUGUCUAUAUAAAAGAUACCUCUUACCCAUUAUAGAGUUUCACCAUGUGGUGCUGAUCUGUGAUAUGUAGUGAUCCUGAAAAAUAAAAUGCAAAUUUCUCACUGGUAUUCGGUGUACAGUUUUAUUCCUUACAGAUUCCCCAAAGUGUAUUUUAUCUGAAUCCUGUAUAUUAAAAGAAUUAUAUAUUUUUUAAUUGGGCCUCUGAGUGUUGAAUCCAGUCCUGAAACAAAGUAUGAGCAUACAGGCAUUUUUUCCGUACAUUGGCCUGUGGACACUCUCCAUGGAUCUGGAGAAUGUCAUUAUGGCCACAUAUUCAAAA